AUGUCUAAGAAACUUCACCUCAAAGAAACGCCUGUUGAAAGAGAGCAAAGGCUUCGAAAGGAAGAAAGGAGAGCUCGCAAGAAACAGAAACGAGGUCAGCCCGAACUUGGAUUCGUCUUCGAGCACGAGUCUGAAGAACGGCACUGGAGGCUCUCUGAGCCCGAAAUAUAUCGAACUCCAGGAGAUGUUGGCGCCUCAUAUAACUUAGCUGGAAGCUCAGGUGACACCCCGAAUUAUGCCGACUAUAAGAAGAUCGAAAAGGAGCUCGAAGAGGCCAAGUUCAGGGCCAAAUUAUUCGACGCUAUGGACGACGAUGAGCGCCUGGACUCAAUAGAGGCGCGCUUUAACGCAUAUCGUGUCCCAGAGCGCUGGCAGGAUUCUCGACAAGCAACGGAGAACCCUAACGAGAUGGAUGAAGACGAAUAUGCCGAGUGGAUACGGAGGGGGAUGUGGGAGAAAAAACACCAGCGCGAGAUGGAAGAAAGGCGAAGAAAGGAACAUGAGGCCGAAGAGCGCAGAGCACGCGAGAAGGCUCAACGGCGCGAGAUGAGGCGUCUAGAGGAACAAGAGCGUGCAAGGCGCCGUGAAAAGGGCCAACAAGCAAUCCAAGACGCAUUUGCAUCCUACCAAGCGUCCUGGGAUAGAUUGGCCUCAAUAUCCAAUGAUGAUCGCAUACUCACCUAUGCCGACAUACCGUGGCCCAUAUCACGAACAGCACCAUCAGAUAACGACAUUACCAUGGACUCAAUUGCUCAAUUCCUUCUCUCUGAGGCCCACUCUGUUGAUAAAUCGAAGCGCCGGCGUAUUCGAGACGCCCUCUUCAUCUACCACCCGGAUCGGUUCGAAAAGUGGAUCUCUAUGAUCAAGGAUGAUGCCGAUAGGGAGCACGUUCGCGAGACUGCUGGGAAAGUCGUUAGGCUCCUCAACCUCCUGGCCGACCAGUAUUCCUCGUAA
Messenger RNA from Serendipita indica DSM 11827, 954 nucleotides. The record is from the annotation of a GenBank genome assembly. NCBI's taxonomy places the organism in Eukaryota, Fungi, Basidiomycota, Agaricomycetes, Sebacinales, Serendipitaceae.